UCGAGAAGUGACAUCAUCGCUUGGGUUGGACUCGGACGUCUGAAGCUUGUUUUGCUACAUUGUUGUCGUUUUAGUUUUUAUUUUUAUAUAACUUAACAGUGAUACAGUCCAUCAUUUUUCUUUUCAGAAUCCAGCAGAACAGUGUGUAAUCUGCAAAAAUGAAAUGGAUGUUUAAAGAAGAUCAUUCCCUGGAACACAGGUGCGUGGAGUCGGCCAAAAUCCGCAACAAAUAUCCUGACAGGGUCCCGGUGAUCGUGGAGAAGGUGUCGGGUUCACAGAUCGUGGACAUCGACAAGCGGAAGUACCUGGUCCCCUCCGACAUCACGGUGGCCCAGUUCAUGUGGAUCAUCAGGAAGCGGAUCCAGCUGCCGUCCGAAAAGGCCAUCUUCCUGUUUGUCGACAAGACCGUCCCCCAAUCCAGCCUGACGAUGGGACAGCUGUACGAGAAGGAGAGGGACGAGGACGGGUUUUUGUACGUGGCGUACAGCGGAGAGAACACGUUCGGCUUUUAGACCUCCGAGGCUCUCCUCCGACGACCCUCCUGCCUGACCAGCCCGAUCACUACCGCCCCCCUGCCCUCUCUCUCCCCAACACCCGUCCCC
Messenger RNA from Anguilla rostrata (American eel), 602 nucleotides. RefSeq names its product GABA(A) receptor-associated protein like 2 (gene gabarapl2). Gene Ontology annotation, biological process: autophagosome assembly; cellular response to nitrogen starvation; autophagy of mitochondrion. The record is from RefSeq and is a predicted model, not a curated record. NCBI's taxonomy places the organism in Eukaryota, Metazoa, Chordata, Actinopteri, Anguilliformes, Anguillidae. The transcript is spliced from 4 exons. Bases 159 to 512 code for a protein of 117 amino acids. Gene Ontology annotation, molecular function: ubiquitin protein ligase binding. Gene Ontology annotation, cellular component: autophagosome; autophagosome membrane; cytosol.